ACGACUGGCUGCUGGUACCUCUCGCCCCGCACUUUGCCUCAUCCGGCCCUAGCGCCAUGGGGGGCCCGCCAUAAUCUUUUGACCAUGGCGACUAUCGCUGCCAUCGCCCUCCGCUGCAAAGCCGCUCUGCAUCCACACAACACAACACAACACACCACAGCCCGCCAUGCUGCUCUUCUGCCCAACAUGCAGCAACAUGCUGCGCGUGUCGGCCGUCCCCCCAGGCGACCCUACGACUGAAGACUUCGUCGGCCAGAACCGCUUCGAGUGCCUGACGUGCCCCUACCACUUUGUCAUCAACAAGCGCUACUACGAGCGCAAGUACAUGAAGAAGAAGGAAGUCGAGGAUAUUCUGGGCGGAAAGGGUGCUUGGGACAAUGUCGAUAAGACGGAGGUCCAAUGUCCAAACGAAAAAUGCAGAAACCACGAAGCCUACUGGUACCAGCUACAAAUCCGCAGUGCAGAUGAGCCUAUGACGGCUUUCUACAAGUGCACUCAAUGCGCCAAGGAGUGGCGAGAAUAAAAAACAGUUUGAAUGGCUGUCACCGCAUACGUUUGAGGAGUUUCUGGGUGCAAGUUGGAUUUUUUUGUUUUUCGUUUUGGUAGAUUUCUUGAUUUUGGCAUAUACCCC
Messenger RNA from Exserohilum turcica Et28A, 631 nucleotides. RefSeq lists its product as uncharacterized. Gene Ontology annotation, cellular component: RNA polymerase III complex. The coding region runs from base 197 to 523 and encodes 108 amino acids. The record is from RefSeq and is a predicted model, not a curated record. NCBI's taxonomy places the organism in Eukaryota, Fungi, Ascomycota, Dothideomycetes, Pleosporales, Pleosporaceae. Gene Ontology annotation, molecular function: zinc ion binding; DNA-directed RNA polymerase activity; nucleic acid binding. The transcript has 4 exons. Gene Ontology annotation, biological process: DNA-templated transcription; termination of RNA polymerase III transcription.